Messenger RNA from Pyrus x bretschneideri (Chinese white pear), 2643 nucleotides. Its product is annotated as UDP-glucose flavonoid 3-O-glucosyltransferase 7-like. The transcript has a single exon. Bases 1053 to 2483 code for a protein of 476 amino acids. The record is from RefSeq and is a predicted model, not a curated record. Lineage: Eukaryota; Viridiplantae; Streptophyta; Magnoliopsida; Rosales; Rosaceae. Gene Ontology annotation, molecular function: UDP-glycosyltransferase activity.
UUCAUGUUCUAUUUUAAUUAAAGGGUUAAACUGAUAAUUUCAUAGAAUUUUGAUUUACAAUGAGUGUCUUAUUAAUUAGUAGAGAUUUUACCUUUUAGUUUUAGAAAAUAACCAUCCUGAAAUAUUCAUAAAUUCCACAUAGCUUUUGUAUCUGAAGUAGUUGAAUUUAUCAUUUGUUUUUCUUCUUUAUUUUCUAUUUUAUCAUAUUAUCACUUUUUUUUAUUUAGACAAAUCUAUCCCUUAUCAAAUUUCUUUAUAAUUUAUUGCAUGAGUUAAGUUUUUUUGUUUGAGGAACUUUUACGUUCAAUUAUUUUUUGUGAAACCUUGAGACACCAAAACUUACUUUUGACUUUCUAAUAUUAGAGAUUAGAGAUUUGUCAGCUUGGACAAAAAUUGCAGGCUCUGUCCACCAAUGAAUACUACUCCUUUUUAUCUUUUAUUAUUUUAGUUUUUUUUUGGUUUGACCAGCUCCAAAAACAGCACUCCAGAAAUUCCACUAUUCAACCAAGGGCCAUAUCAAAUGAAAACUGAAAACAAAACUUUUUAUUUUUUUGUCGGAAAACAAAAAAAUUAUCUUUGAAAAAAAUGAAAACAAAACAAAAAAUACAACUAAAAGUACUCUUGUAGAGGCAUCACUUUAUCUUGUAGUCUUGUAGAUGGUUGAAAACUUGCCAAGUGUUCGAAAAUAACUGAAACACACGUACAUCAGUCUUCUUGUACAUAACAAAAAGACUAAUGCUAGGAAAUUAAAUUUUAUAAACUAAAUAACUUGAAAGUUUAUAAUUGAAUUAUUACUUAAUCGUUGAUAAACGAGCUAAUUUUUUAUUAAUGACAUAUCAUUUAGUUUACUAAUUUAGUCUAUAAACUCGAUCUCUCUAAUAUUACUCUAAGAAAAAAAAGUUACCUCAGUAUAUUUUGGUACCGCUCGUUUGUGUCUGGUGUCUUAAUAAAACGUUUGGACUGAAAAAUGCCCCCUCCAAUGCAACUAUCAAAGGCACAUCUAAUAUCCACUUGCACUGGUAGGUCUCAUAAUUCAAGAGCUCAGAACCACCAUGGGAACCAAAAACCAAGAGCUUCACAUUGCUUUCUUCCCUUUCAUGGCUCAAGGCCACAUAAUCCCCUUCAUGGACUUGGCCAAACUAUUUGUCUCCAGAGGUCUCAAAGCAACCAUAAUCACCACCUCUCCAGAUGCACCCUCCAUUCAAACCAAACUUCAAAACUAUUCUAGUUCCCAAAUCCAAAUAUUCACAAUCAAAGUUCCGACUGCAGAUGUUGGAUUGCCGGAAAACUGCCAGAACUUGCACUGUGCCACCACCCCAGAAAUGCAUUUACAAUUUUUGACGGCAACCGGCUUGCUUGGUCCGCAGAUUAAGCAGUUCUUGCAGCGUAAGAAACCCAACUGCCUUGUGGCCGACAUGUUCUUCCCUUGGGCUACCGACUUGGGUUCUGAAUUUGGUAUUCCGGUGCUCCUAUUCCAAGGAAUCGGUUAUUUCCCCUUGUGUGCUAUCCUAUGCGUGCACCUGUACAAGCCUCACCUGUACGUCUCAUCGGAUUCGGACCCUUUCGUGAUCCCCAACCUACCGGGUGCGAUUGAGCUAACAAGAAAAAAGCUGCCGGAUUUUGUUACGAAUAGGGAAGAAAACGUGUUUACAAAGUUGUUAGGGGAAGGUGUGAAAGCGCAGAAACAGAGCUAUGGGGUUCUGGUAAACAGCUUCUAUGAGCUCGAAGCUGCUUAUGCUGAUCACUACCGAAAUGAUCUGGGGAUCAGAGCUUGGCAUGUGGGCCCACUUUAUCUAGCCAAUGAGAGGCUGGUUGAAGAGAACAAAAGCUCAAUUGAAGAACAACACGAGUGCAUCAAAUGGCUUGAUUUGAAAAAACCCAGUUCAGUUAUUUAUGUGUGUUUUGGGAGCUUGGCAACUUUUGUGGAUGCCCAGCUUCUGGAAAUUGCAGAGGGUCUUGAAGCUUCAGAGCAAAAUUUCAUUUGGGUUGUGAAGAAACAAGUGGGGGAAGAUGGUUGGCUGCCUGAAGGAUUCGAAAAGAGGGUCGAAGGGAGGGGAUUGGUGGUAAGAGGGUGGGCACCACAAGUGAAGAUUCUGUCGCACGCGGCGGUGGGAGGGUUUGUGACGCACUGCGGGUGGAACUCAACGCUCGAGGCGGUGGCUGCCGGGGUACCGAUGGUGACGUGGCCGAUUUUUGCGGAGCAGUUUUACAACGAGAAGCUGAUCACGCAGGUGCUUGGGAUUGGGGUUUGUGUGGGGGCCAAAGAGUGGAUGAGGGUUGUGAGGGAGAGUGUGAGGAGGGAUGAGAUAGAGAAGGCUGUGAGGAGGGUAAUGGUGGGUGAGGAGGCAGAGGAGAUAAGGACCAGAGCUAGGGUUUAUGGAGAGUUGGCUAGGAGGGCUGUUGAGGUUAUGGGAUCAUCUUCUGAAGAUUUGGAUGCUUUGAUUCAAGAGUUACGGUCUUAUGAUAUUGCUCAAGAAUUAUAAAAGAUAACAAUUUUGAAAUUACCAAAUUUGGCCUUUUAUGUUUCAAUUUAAGAUUGCAUCAACUAUUACUUUGACAAUAUUUUUGCAACUCUGGCAUUAUAUUUUAGUCAACUUCACUUUAAAUUGAAUAAUUCACAAAUCUUUAGGCAAGCAAGAAAAA